AUGGCAUCAACACAAAUCACCUCCCCCAGAUCCGACAAAAAUACUUUAAGCCAAUCCCAAGAGAUUCAAGCAUGGGGAGAGCUUUAUAUAUUUGAUCUCCCGAAACCUCUACGCGGAGCUCUAUUCGCGAAUGACCUGAUAUUACCUUAUUCCCUUGCUCCCCAAACUAGUGUAGAAACUUCAGAAGAAAUAUGGCCUGGUAACCUUGAGUGGAUCAAAAGGAUUAAAUUGUAUAGUAAAGCCUACAGAUUCGAAUUCUUUCGUUGUGUUCUACCUCAGUCUUUUGGUCGUGAGAGUGGUUUGAUAUUUGAUAAACCUCUUUCCGAAUUAAGAAGACUACAAUAUGAUGAUAAAAUUUUAGGUCAUAGACGUUGGACUUUGAUAAUCUUUGGAAAAGAAAAAAUUGCUGCUAUACAUCUUCAAACUGAUUUAUUGAAACACGACGAAAAUGAAACUAUCAAAGACAGAUUGGUCAUCCUCAAAGAUGAAGUGAAACCUGUCCUGGCGGUCGAAACGAAAAAAGUUCAUUCAAAGACCAAAAAGGAAAGACUCGUCGAAAAAUUGACUCCUAAGAGUUCAACAGGAGUUGAUAGAGACCCCAUGAAUAAAGACCUCAUGAAACAGGCUGGCUCCGAGCUCUUGGUGUCUUGGGAAACCGAAUUAGAAAAAUCAGAACUUAUCUUUGCUGGUGCUACUAAGAAGGAAAUCUCAACUUUCUUUCCAGAAUCAUCAUCAUUAUAUAACAAACUUCGAUCUUUUCCUUUUGACUUUGGAUCUCCGAACAUUGAGGAGCUCAAGCGUUGCUACGUGAAGCUUACUACAGCUAAGCUUAACCUUGACUUAUUAACACAGGAAAACUAG
This is a messenger RNA of Melampsora larici-populina 98AG31, 861 nucleotides long. RefSeq lists its product as uncharacterized. Lineage: Eukaryota; Fungi; Basidiomycota; Pucciniomycetes; Pucciniales; Melampsoraceae. The transcript is spliced from 4 exons. The coding region runs from base 1 to 861 and encodes 286 amino acids. The record is from RefSeq and is a predicted model, not a curated record.